Cloeon dipterum is the source of this 621-nucleotide messenger RNA. RefSeq lists its product as uncharacterized. Bases 1 to 621 code for a protein of 206 amino acids. The record is from RefSeq and is a predicted model, not a curated record. Lineage: Eukaryota; Metazoa; Arthropoda; Insecta; Ephemeroptera; Baetidae. The transcript has a single exon.
AUGCCGCCUCCGACGAUGCCGCCUCCGACGAUGCCGCCUCCGACGAUGCCGCCUCCGACGUCGCCGCCUCCGACGUCGCCGCCUCCGACGUCGCCGCCUCCGACGUCGCCGCCUCCGACGAUGCCGCCUCCAACGUCGCCGCCUCCGACUUCGCCGCCUCCGACGUCGCCGCCUCGGCCGCCUCCGACGCCGCCGCCUCCGACGCCGCCGCCUCCGACGCCGCCGCCUCCGACGCCGCCGCCUCCGACGUCGCCGCCGCUUCAGUCACCGCCACCUCCGCCCCUUACUGCUCCCUCCGCCGCCACGGCCAUCACCAGCCGCUACGAAUUCGUCGGCGACGCGCUCGACAGCUGCUCAGCCGCGUCCGACCUUGUUCCCUCGUUGAUCUGCUCGGUCCACCUCCAGGGUCUUCCGGUCCGUCUUCGUUGCUCCUGUUCCUCCUUCAGUCCGCCAGUCCUCCACCUCCAGGCCGGUCCAGUCCCUCGCGUCCUCCAAGUCCUCCAGAUCCAGAUCCAUUCUGGCCUAUGGGAAAGCAGCUCCUUUUAUUCAUUUAGCCCGACAUCUUCAUCUAGUUCACAAAUCGAUUCAAACAAUCAUAAAAAUUACAACAAGUUAGAAUAA